This is a messenger RNA of Trichoplax adhaerens, 639 nucleotides long. RefSeq lists its product as uncharacterized. Lineage: Eukaryota; Metazoa; Placozoa; Uniplacotomia; Trichoplacea; Trichoplacidae. The annotation marks the transcript as partial. The transcript has a single exon. The record is from RefSeq and is a predicted model, not a curated record.
AUUGUGAAAGAAGAAGGAAACUUUUUUGAUAUCCAAAAAUUGAGCUCGAAUGACAUCAAUUACAUCGUCAACCAAUUUAUGAACGCGAAUCAAAAGUCUUUGACUUCAGAAAUGCGGCAAUUGCUAAUCAGUAAAUGUCAAGCUUGUCCAUGGCCGGCUUACGUUAAUACAGUUAUGUUAUUAAGUCUUACCUGGAAGUCAUUUACUGAUUUGAGUAACUGUAACAUUCCUACCGCUAUGAACGAAUUGAUUGCGAUUAUUAUUGAAAACUUAGAGAAAAAGUAUGGUAAAAUUUUGAUGCAACGUUUAUUAAUUUAUAUUACUUUAUCAAGAAAAGGUUUAACAGAAGCUGAAUUGGAAGAUAUUUUAUCCUGCGACGAUGAAGUUUUGCGAGCAGUUUAUCCAAAUCGUGAACCAACAGUUCAUCGUAUACCAACCUUGUUAUGGAUCAGAGUUCGAAAUGAAUUAUCACCCUUUCUUGAUGAAGCCUUCGCAGACGGAUUUUCCGUUUUGCGUUGGAAGUUUCGAAAUUUUUCUGAAGUAAUACGUAAAAGAUACCUAUCCAAUGCAGACGAUAAAACAGAACUACAUUCCGUAUUGGCAGAUUACUUUUCCGAUAAGUGGAAAGACGGUAAACCA